Polistes dominula (European paper wasp) is the source of this 2282-nucleotide messenger RNA. RefSeq names its product pentraxin-related protein b6 (gene b6). The record is from RefSeq and is a predicted model, not a curated record. NCBI's taxonomy places the organism in Eukaryota, Metazoa, Arthropoda, Insecta, Hymenoptera, Vespidae.
CACCUUUAGAGAGUUUACCAGGUAUACAUCGAACAGUUCGAGCGGACAGUCACCUUUUUGUUUCGAGACCGAGAGGAUCUAUCAGCUAAACUCUGGUUUGUUAUAGAUUCAUCGAUUUGUUAGAUUAAUUUAACAAGAUUUAUUUCCUUUCACUCGGGAUAUUAUUUGGAAGAUAAGAGGGAGAAUAACCGAUCGGAUUCGGCUCAAAGACUAUGAGUCGAACGUUGUUGUUGGUGUGUACGUUGUUGUUGGCUUUGACCAACGCAAAUGUAAUUUCGACAGCAUGGCAACCAGUCCCUUCACCUAUUGGACCAAGCAUGAGCGUCCUUCGGCAGGAAGCAACACUUUAUGGAAACUUACCAUCAGUUAAUUCUCAUUACGAUAUCGAUGGACAACUGAUCGAUUUAUCUCACGAACAAGAACAACAAUGUUCUUUGUACAAAAUUUCUACGAACCAACAACUUUAUUUUGAGUAUAUACAUUACAAGAUCGACUUGCCGAAUAUGAAAGAGUUUACUCUUUGUAUGUGGUCCAAGUUUCACAAUCAUACCAAUGAUCAUCCUUUGUUUUCUUAUGCAGUUGGUGAUCAGCCACGAGGUAUUCUAUCAUGGGUGGCAAACACACCAAGAAGUUCGUAUUUCAUGAUGAAUGUGGAUGGUCACAACUUGUAUAGAUUGAAUUAUCCGUUGAGACUUAACAAAUGGUACCACUCUUGUCAGAGUUGGAAUGGCCGUACCGGAGAAUGGCAGAUUUGGGUCAACGACGAGCGUGUAGGUCGUGGGUUCAACAACAGGUUAGUCGGUCACGUCAUCAAGGGUGGUGGUAUUCCAAUAUCAGGUCAAGAGCAACGCCAAUUGGGUGGUGGCUUUUUAGAAGGGGAAGGUUCUCCACCAGGAUCAGGAGGAAUGUUAGGAGAAAUAACAAUGGUUCAGUUAUACAGUGUUGCUUUAACAGCUGGAAAAGCUCACAAAGAUCACAAACAUCAUCAUGCUCAUCAUUACGAACACGACACGACAAAUAACACCCCAAGGCCAACGACGAGACAACCAGUUACGGGACCACCCUUGCCACCUAAUCCAUUCUUAACUGCGGGUCAAAUUAAUCCUCAAGUGAAGAUUAAUCCAGGUGCACCGUUGCAAAUAGUUAGAAACGGAGUGAUCGUACGUCAUCCAGCAUUACCACCCCAAAGAGAAUCACCAGCCCAACCUUUUCCCCCAGCCAAUCUUGAAAAUCUUUCAACAAUGCUACCAUUUGUCUCGCCAUCGCCAUCCUUGCCAGUUACUUUGCCACAAGAUUCAGCAAGCGUUUAUGUUAAUAUUUUAGGCAGACCUACCAUAGCUUAUCAUGAACUUUUUAAAAGAGAGAAAAACCUAUCGAAGAGGGAAAAUCAUGAGGAUAAAAUCGAUACAACGGUCACGUCAUCGUCCACUUCAGUUGACAACAAUGAUAACAAAGUGACAUUUGUUCCAAGGACCACAGAAGAGGAAUCAGAAAAAGAAGGGAAAAAACAAUUAACCGAGAAAAAAAAGAGAGGAAUAUUACAAUUAUCGGACGGUUUAUUGAUAGAUGACAAUUAUCCUGUCGCCCAAGGUUUAGACAACAAUUAUUUAUCUGGUUUAGCUAAUUUCGAUCUUCAAUUGGUCAAGCAAGAUAAUAAAGAUGACGAAAGAGAACCAGCCGAAGCUGAAGUUAAAAGGAUCAUGGAUAUUUGCGAUGGCUGUGCCGAAGAACCUUUUGAGAAAGCCCUCAUCAUGGGAUGGAGAUCUGUACCUAAAAAGGUUUACUCUGGAGCCCUUUAUUUACCUGCUGUGCAGGUUUGCAAGGCUUUUUAAAAAUUGACUUUCAUUUCUUAACUGUUUUCUUCGAAAAAAAUUCAAAAUCUAAACGACAGGGUUUUACGAAGCCUAGAAAUAUGGCUGAUAGAUAAUCUUAUCUCAUCUAUAACAAUAGAUAAUUAUUUUUAAAAUGUAAAUUAUUCAGAAAUUCUAAUGAAUGGAUUUUUUGUUUUAUUUCGAAGAUUACGUCGAAAAAUUCCAUUCUCUUUUUUUGUUUCAUUUUCUUUUAGAUAAUUUGGAAACACAGUAUUACAUCGGUUAGAUAAUUAUUAUAUCAUAUUUUUGUUAUCGUUCUAUCAUUAUUAGGGAUGAAAAUUUUUGAAACAAAUUUCGAAUAGGGUUAUUCACCACGUAAGUUCAUAGUACCUAAGUUUACAUUAUGAGAUGAAAUUUUUGAUUAUCUUUAUUGUAAGAUAAGAAAAAUUUGUCUCUUCGUGUAUAUACAUU